Molecule: messenger RNA, 690 nt
Organism: Hordeum vulgare subsp. vulgare (domesticated barley)
Lineage: Eukaryota; Viridiplantae; Streptophyta; Magnoliopsida; Poales; Poaceae
Exons: 7
Coding region: 1-690 (229 amino acids)
Source: RefSeq, a predicted model, not a curated record
AUGGUGCCCAACAAGGAGGGAAUCAGCUUGACAAGGGAAGAAGCCUCGACGCGGUAUGCCACGAGCCCGAGCUUGGAGCGGUCGACGGGGAACCCGGAGCGGGAGGUGAAGACGACGCGCACCGUCAAGGGCGCCUUCUCCGGCGCCACCAAGCUCGGCGGCGACCCGAGGGGCGUGUUGUGCGGCGACCCGAGGGUGAAGGCGAAGAUGCGCUUGUCGUCGCGGGGACGGAGCCGGAGCUGGCGGUGGGAGCAGGAGGCGGAGGGCAGCGCCGGCCUGUUCGAGGGCAUGCUGUGCGACCCGGCCACCGGGACGGAGGUGUUGUCGUGGCGCCCGGGCAGUAGAGAGGCCGACCCGCGCAGCGGCAUGAGGCGCCGGUACAGGGGCCUCGGGCGAGCGUUCAGCAAGAUGCGGGGGCUGGUGGUGGCCGGCGACGAGCAGGACGGAGAAAUAACUUGCGUUCACCAAGGCUUCCGGUUCGACGAGGACUCCCAUGGGGUUGGGAACUUCAAGACCCUUCUCUUCAGUGAGAAAGAGGUUACCGUGUUUGGCUGCAGAAACCCCAAGGAUAUUCAUGGAAUGAGGCAGGGUGUUGGAAAAGAAAUUCAGAACAAGCACAAAGAGUGUGCAGCUGAUGGUCCAGCAAAGAAGGUUAGAGGUGGAGACAAAGAUAGGGACCUUUGUGCCUAA